AUGAUGAUUCGCUCGCUCGCGCGACGGCGAACGGGGCCGUCGUCCACGCGCGUGGGGGGCGGCGCCAGGGUGCGGGCGGCGUCGGAGGGAUCGGAUGACGUCGGGACGUCGACGUCGUACACGUAUCGGGACGACGCGCGGGAGACGCGACGGCUGGCGGCUGGGUUGUCUCGGCUCUCGUUGGGGAACGCGAACGCGAGCGGGGGGCGGACGUUCGCCUCGCAACCGGCUGCGAUGUACGGGGACGAUGGGAUGGGUUCCGCGCCGGGGGGGGUGGGCGCGGACGUGCCGAGGAUUCGCGGUGAGAUUAAGCGCGUGACGUUUCACUCGAAGGACAACGGGUACACCGUGGCGCGCAUGGAAGUGGAUGGUUCGUGCGAGCUCCCACCGGGCGCGCUGGCGACGCCGAAGCGACGACGGAAGGACUCAAAGCCGACGCCCACGGUGACGGUGGUCGGGACGCUUCCGGGUGUGAGUGAAGGGCAGAUGUUGGAGCUCGUCGGACAGUGGAAAGAAAACGCGAAGUACGGAGUCGAGUUCGUCAUCACCGGCGCCCCGACCGAGUUGAAGCCGUCGAACGAGGAUGGUAUGUUGAGAUAUUUGAGUGGUGGCGCCUUGCCGGGGUGUGGGAAAGUCACCGCGCAGCGUCUCGUCGAUCACUUCGGCGUGAAUCUGAUGGAUGUGUUGAAUUCGCCGGACGCUGCGAAGAAACUUAUGAAGUGCGACGGAAUCGGUCCCAAGACGGCGCAAAAGCUUAAAACGAACUGGGACGAGACGCAAGGAAAACGAGAUGCGGCGGUAUUCCUCGAAAAGCACGGCGUACCGCUGCCUUUGGCGCAGCGAGCGGCGGCGCAGUACGGUCCAAUGACGGAGGACCUGAUUCGCAACAAUCCGUUUGAGGCUCUCGGAUCGGUGAGAGGUGCGACGUUCCAUCGCAUAGACGCGCUGGCGUCUAAACUCGGUAAAGAACCCGACGAUCCCGCGCGUUUGGGUGCGGCCAUCAUAGAAGUCUUGAGCGCCGCUGCGGUGAGUAGCGGACACGCGUACUUGCCGUGGUCCAAAAUCGUCGACGGCGUCCGCACUUUGGUUGGACAAUCCGCCAUUAUCGACGACGAUAACAUGCGUGCGGCGGCGGAGGCGAUGCGUCGUAAGGGUGAAAUACGCGUGCAGCGACUCCCAGAUCCCAAGUCCCCUCCCGGCUCCAUCGAUCCGUUUGAGGGCGACUGGAGCACGGCGGCUCUGUAUACGAGCGCCAUGCAUAGUGCGGAAGUCGCCGUCGCAUCGGACUUGACGAAUCGAAUGAAGCGAUCGAACAUUAAGGUUGAUUCUGCGCGCGUUGAGCGAUGGCUCGAGGCGGCGGCGCAGAAAGAAGGCUGGCGCACUCUGAGUGAAACACAAAAGGGCUUCGUACGGGUUGCAUUGGAGUCUCCGGUGACAAUCCUCACAGGAGGUCCGGGGACAGGGAAGACGUUCGCAACGCACGUCAUCGUGCGGCUUUGGCGCGCGAUGGGCAAGAGUGUGGUCAUGUGCGCCCCAACGGGCCGCGCGGCGCAGCGGUUGAUGGAGAUCACGACCGCGGGUCGCGACAUUGUGAAUCCCAUCAUGAGCUCGACGAUUCAUCGCUUGUUAGAGUUUAGAGCUACGGACGCGUUGGAGGGCAUGGAAGACGACGGUCCUCUGCAAGCGCUGUCGUACAAGGGUAGAUUCUCCCGGGACGCGAAGAAUCCGAUUCAGGCGGACGUCGUCGUCAUUGACGAGAGCUCCAUGCUCGAUCUUCCGCUCGCCGCCGCGCUCCUGGCAGCGAUACCCGCCAAUGCGCAGGUUGUCUUUGUGGGUGACGCCGAUCAGCUCCCUUCCGUGGGACCGGGCAGUCUCCUUCGAGAUAUGCUCGCCGCUCAAAGCGUGCCGAGUGUGGCGCUGACGGAUAUUUUUCGCCAAGCGGCGGCGAGUGGUAUCGUACGCGCCGCGCACGCUAUAAACGCUGGCGCAUUCAUCCCAGCGGAUAUCAAGGAGACGAGGUACGACGUGACCAUGAACGAGCUCCGCGUCGUCGCCGAUGCGAUCGAUGCCAGCGCACCGCCGAGUGAUCCGGAACUCAAACCCGAUUGUCUCUGGGUGAGCCUCCCAAACGAGUCGAACGCGAGCGUCGAAGCCGUCCUGGAUCACGUCCUCAACGACGUCCUUCCGGCUCGAGGCUUCUCACCGAACGAUUUGCAGGUGUUAUCACCCAUGCGCCGAGGCGUUGCGAGCACUGGAGCCCUGAAUAGCUGGCUCCAGGCUUCCCUGAACCCGAGCUGCGACAGCAAGGCAGAGGUAACCGUAGGUAGCUUUUACGGCGAUAUCACCUUUCGAGAGGGCGAUAGAGUGCUCCAGCAGCGCAAUGAUUACGAUAAAGAGGUUUUCAACGGCGAUCUCGGCACGAUUCGUCGCAUCAAUGCAAACGAUGGUAGUGCCAUCGUGAGCUUCGGCGCCGACCUGCGAGAGAUUCCGUACACUAAGAGCGAGCUUCGAGAUUUGAUCCCGGCGUACGCCAUGACGAUUCACAAGGCGCAGGGCAGCGAGUAUCGAGCCGUCGUCCUCGUCAUGACCAACGCCCACAGGCCUCUGCUCCGAAGAGAACUCCUCUACACGGGCGUCACGCGCGCCAAGGAGCUCCUCGUCGUCGUCGCCCCGAGAUCCGCACUGUCCGUCGCGAUCGAGACGCACGGCAAGGACAGCCGGUGCAGCGGUCUCGUCGACCGUCUCGCCGGGAGCGUCCGCGCGCCCCCGAUGCGACCUCGAUGA
Messenger RNA from Ostreococcus tauri, 2784 nucleotides. RefSeq names its product P-loop containing nucleoside triphosphate hydrolase. The transcript has a single exon. Bases 1 to 2784 code for a protein of 927 amino acids. The record is from RefSeq and is a predicted model, not a curated record. NCBI's taxonomy places the organism in Eukaryota, Viridiplantae, Chlorophyta, Mamiellophyceae, Mamiellales, Bathycoccaceae. Gene Ontology annotation, molecular function: DNA binding; 5'-3' DNA helicase activity.